CGCGCCGCCGCCGCGCUGCCCCGGAACCACCCGUCCUCCGCGGAGGGCGGAAGCGCUGCGGCGGCUGCAGGGAGGGUCCGGCUCCCGCUCCCAGUGCUCGGCCUCGGCGCACCCCACCAUGGGCACCCGCGACGACGAGUACGACUACCUCUUCAAAGUUGUACUUAUUGGAGACUCUGGAGUAGGCAAGAGCAACCUUUUGUCUCGAUUCACUCGCAAUGAGUUUAACUUGGAAAGCAAAAGUACCAUUGGAGUAGAGUUUGCAACAAGAAGCAUUCAAGUUGAUGGGAAGACAAUAAAGGCUCAGAUAUGGGACACGGCAGGGCAGGAGCGAUACCGAGCUAUAACAUCAGCGUACUAUCGCGGAGCUGUAGGGGCAUUAUUGGUGUAUGACAUUGCUAAGCAUCUUACUUACGAGAAUGUAGAGCGAUGGUUGAAAGAGCUGAGAGACCAUGCUGACAGCAAUAUUGUGAUCAUGCUUGUGGGGAACAAGAGUGACUUGCGCCACCUGAGAGCGGUCCCUACAGAUGAGGCCAGAGCUUUUGCAGAGAAGAAUGGUUUGUCAUUUAUUGAGACAUCUGCUUUAGACUCUACAAAUGUGGAAGCAGCUUUCCAGACUAUUCUGACAGAGAUCUAUCGUAUUGUUUCCCAGAAGCAAAUGUCUGACAGACGUGAAAACGAUAUGUCUCCAAGCAACAACGUGGUUCCCAUUCACGUCCCUCCAACCACUGAAAACAAACCAAAGAUGCAGUGCUGUCAGAAUAUAUAGAAUUGUUCAUUCUUUCCUAAAAGGCUGUGUAUAUUCCCCAGGUCCGAGAUUUAAAUAUAUUUGUAAUUCUUGUGGUUACUUUCUUGUUUUUAGUUUCUGCUUAUUUCAUCUGAAUUUUUCCAUGUCUUAAACACUUUGAUUUCAGUGUUAAUGAAUCUAUUACUUCUAUGUGGCUGCAGUAUUUUUCCAACACUGACUUGUCGGUUUUGGUUCAGUAAAUUGUUUGGAACUGAACUGAUCUCUUUCCAACGUGAUGCCUGCUAGUCAGAGCACAGACACCUUUAGUGAGCACUUGAAGACGUUAUUCUGCUCCUCGCAAAACAGUUACUGUUGGUUGAACUAGGAAAAUAUCUCUGGGCAGGAUAAUCUUUCCUUGUCUUAAGGUGUUGUAUACUGCAUCUAAAGCUUGAUGAAAUGCCCAUUGCUCUGAAGUGCAAUUUUAAUGUAAGUUAAAUGUUUUUGGCUAUAUCUUCAGAUUGUCAAGUUAAGGAUUUUUUUUUUUUAUGGAAUAUUAUGGGGGAGAAAAAGAAUUUCUUGUGAACAUAGCAGCAGGGUUCUUGCUACCUGUGAAGGAGCUGUUGUGGUUUGGCACCUGCUGCAGAGGUUGUAAUGUGAGGCAGAGCUGCUGGGAGGCUGGCCAGGGAGACGCUGGUGGCACUCCCACUGAGGUGCCUCUUGUGCAUGAAGAAAAGCACGAGCAGUCUUAACUGAUGAAGGGUCACUCCAACACUGGAACUUGCAGCGUGUUUUUGUGCUGCCCGAGACUUGGCCCCCGCAGUGCUGGUGGUAUCAGGAUUUGAAGAUGCCUUUUUUCUUUCAUGGUCCACAGACUUGAAGGGUGUUGUCACGUAUUACAUGCUUAUUCAAAUGCUUGAGUUGAUGAAUCAAUAACUUCCACAACCUCGUCUUAGUCUCCAGUUCUGUUUCAUCCAGGAUUUUUAAACUAUUCCAGUGGUUUGUUAUAUGUUCCUUAAGAGAAACAUCUGGAGUAGUUUUCUUACUGGAUGCGUUCCCUCUGUGGACUGUUGCUCAGUACAAAUCAUCUGUUCGAUUUGCUUGUUCAGGGAUACAUGAACUGUGCCUUCUGUCACUGCGCUCACUGCAUAUCGCUCACUGCAUAUCACUCGCUGUGUGCUAUUCCGAAACGCAUCGUUAGUACUGAGAUUUAGGGGCUAUAGGUGCUGAAUUUCUACAGUAUUUAAAAGAGCUGUUUGUUGUAUAAAUGGCUGCAGUUAUUUAUACAAUUACAGGGAACUAAUUGCUUGUAGGGGAAGUUUCUCAAACUCUGAUAUGACCCACUUGGAACAUCCAAAUCUGGGUAGGCACUACCAGCUGCGUUUCAUACCCAACCUUUCUGUCUUGCGGUGCUCAUGAUGUGUAAGGCACACAGAAGGCAUUGCUGUAGUCGGUCACUUGUUUUUUGUGUUUGUUUGUUUUUUUUUUAAAUCCAUUUCUCCUCCUGGUAUUAGUUCUGAAGAUGCUAUUUUGAUCUGUUUGUAAAUUACUUUGUAUUUUAUGCAUGUACUGUACCUUGAUUCAUUAUUUUUUUAGAUUGAUUUAAAAUCUAUUCAUCCAUGAUUCUAAUAAAGAAUUACAGGGGACAACUCA
Falco peregrinus (peregrine falcon) is the source of this 2377-nucleotide messenger RNA. RefSeq names its product RAB11A, member RAS oncogene family (gene RAB11A). Gene Ontology annotation, molecular function: GTPase activity; GTP binding. The record is from RefSeq and is a predicted model, not a curated record. Lineage: Eukaryota; Metazoa; Chordata; Aves; Falconiformes; Falconidae. Bases 119 to 769 code for a protein of 216 amino acids. Gene Ontology annotation, biological process: neurotransmitter receptor transport, endosome to postsynaptic membrane; exocytosis; melanosome transport. Gene Ontology annotation, cellular component: transport vesicle; postsynaptic recycling endosome; axon. The transcript has 5 exons.